AUGCCUCCUAAGCCUCCGCCGCCGGUGCCAAAGACGCCACCCCCUUCGAAAGCAUCAACUCCUGCAAAGCCACCACCACCUGCGAAGGCGGCUCCCGCAAAGACACCGCCUCCUGCGAAGGCAACAGCUCCUACAAAGACGCCACCGCCUGUAAAAGCGACACCGCCUGCAAAGUCAUCAACUCCAGCGACGGCACCACCACCUGCCAAAGCACCACCUCCCGCAAAGACUCCGCCUCCUGCGAAGGCACCAGUCCCUGCAAACACGUCACCGCCUGCAAAAGUCACACCAGACAAGCCUUUGCCAGACAAGAAGGCAGAUCCAUCCAAGUCUUCCCCAGACAAGAAGCCAUGGAACCCACCUUUCAAGAACCCAUUCGCGCCCAAGGAUCCAGCGGUGCCCAAAGAUCCAAAGCAGAAAGGUCCUCUAUCUAUGCAGUCUCUGAAAGACCUCAAGAAGCCCUUCCACAAGGGGCAAUCUCGCUCGAGAAGCGUAUCGUCGUUAAAAGACGAGCCACCAACCAAGAAGAACAACAGACCACCGCCAUCGCCUGAGGAUUUGCGCCUAGCCAAGGCUCUCUUACCUAUCGCGCCUGCUGUGUCGAGUGCGUUGGCUGGAGCUAGCAAUCCGGCGAUCCUGGCCACCUUGUUGUUAGGUUUUCUCACGCUCAAUAUUGGUGGAGCCAUUCUGGCUGCUGUUGAGAUCCACAAGGGAGAAAAAGCAUCGAAUUCAGCCAGCACGUCUUCCAGCAAUACUUCGUCCUCCAACAACGCUUCUUCCUCCAACAAUGCUUCGUCCUCACAGAAUGAUUCAUCAUCACGGAAUGCAUCGUCUUCAUCGAGCAGCUCGUCAUCCUCGUCAAGCAGCUCUUCAAGCAGUUCUUCAUCAAGCAGUUCAUCGAGCAGUUCUUCAAGCAGUUCUUCCUCGAGCAGCUCAGGCUAA
Aureobasidium subglaciale EXF-2481 is the source of this 942-nucleotide messenger RNA. RefSeq lists its product as uncharacterized. The transcript has a single exon. The record is from RefSeq and is a predicted model, not a curated record. The coding region runs from base 1 to 942 and encodes 313 amino acids. Lineage: Eukaryota; Fungi; Ascomycota; Dothideomycetes; Dothideales; Saccotheciaceae.